Molecule: messenger RNA, 10436 nt
Organism: Mercenaria mercenaria
Lineage: Eukaryota; Metazoa; Mollusca; Bivalvia; Venerida; Veneridae
Exons: 21
Coding region: 161-6184 (2007 amino acids)
Source: RefSeq, a predicted model, not a curated record
AGAAAGCGUCUACACGAUCAAGAUCAUUUUGAGGGACGGGAAUGAACAAAUUACUACCAUUUUUAGCCUUUUGAGUGGUCUUUAUCUUCAAUAUUCCAGGUACUUAGAUUCAUUGACAUUGGACUUUGCAUGUCUGUGGAACAGGUGUAAGAACAGUAACAUGGAUCCCAGGGGAGGAGAAAGUCCAUAUUACAGUGAAUGGUAUCGGUAUAGGUCACAAGGUUACAGUGAUAGCCGAUACGGCCAUGACUAUCCUCCUGACAUUGAAGAUGAUGCACAAGGUUAUCGUGUUUAUGGGGAGGAGUUACACAGGCAAGGUCCUGAUCAUCACAGAUAUUAUUAUGAUGAUAUUGAUGAUCCUGGUUAUAGAAGAUAUUACCUUGAGGAGGUCGAACGCUACGGUGAAAGAGAAUACCACCGUGACAGUGUUGAAGGUCCUAGUUACAGGAGAGAUUCCCAUGAGGAGGUCGGACCUUAUGGUGAGAGGGAAUACCACCGUGACAGUGUUGAAGAUCCUGGUUACAGAAGAUAUUACCUUGAAGAGAGGGAGAGGGAGUACUACCGUGACAGUAUUGAAGGUCCUAGUUACAGGAGAUAUUCCCAUGAGGAGGUCAGACCUUAUGGUGAGAGGGAAUACCACCGUGACAGUGUUGAAGAUCCUGGUUUUAGUAGAUAUUACCAUGAGGCGAUCAAACGUUAUGGUGAGAGGGAGUACCACGAUGACAGUGUUGAAUAUCCUGGUUACGGUAGAUAUUACCACGAAGAUGUCAGAAGUUCCAGUUAUAGCAGGUACCCCCAUGACUAUGUUGAAGAUCCUAUUUACAGCACACACCAUCGUGAAAAAGAUCCUGGUUAUAGAACAUACCACCAUGACAAUGUAAAAGACAAUACAAAAGAAUCUGGUGACAACAUCCGCAAUGAUAAUGUAGAGGAUUCUGGUGACAGCAGAUGUCACCAUGAUAAUUUUGAAAGGCAAAGACUCCAGAAGACUCAGAAAAGUCCUGUGCCAGUGAUAGAACAUACUCCGUCAAACACAUGCACAGGACAAAAGAUUCAUAAUAAUGUUAAAAAUAGCACAGAAAAUGCUAAACCAAUUCCAACAAUUCAUGGCAAAGGUUACAACAGAUCACCAAAGAAAUGGAAUGAACAACGGGGGACUCCUCAGAGUGUUAACACCAUUAUUAAUAGCAAACCUGCAACACCUGGAAAGCAGGUUAUUAGACCUUUUGUGCCAGCAAGUCAGCAACAAGGUUCAUAUGACAAGAGAGUUGCUGUGUCCAAAGCUACUGUGAAUUCUGGAUUUAAACCUCAAGAGAACCAAGUUAGUAAUCCUAAGCCUCAUAGUCCAUCUUUAGCAUCAUUAAAAGGAAAUCAGUCUCUUAAAUUGAGUACUACAAUGAGCCAGCAGUCGAAAAUUGGGACUGAAAUCUCUCUGCAAUCUGUGACUGAUAUAGAUCAACAGUCAAAUAUUGAAACAACAAAAUUUGGGCAGGUUGGUGUACUGCAGCACGAAAAUAGCUCAUUCAAACUGAAAUCUACACUUCUUCAGCAGUCUGAAGGCACCAAAGUUAACUUCCCUAGAACCAGCCUAGAUAACCAGACUUUUCUUCCUGUAACUUUGACUGAUUUGCAGACUAGUUCUAGAACGCAGUCAUCAAAUCCUUCAUCUGCUUUAACAAGCUCACAGCUAACGUCAUCCAGCUUAAGAUUUAGUUCAGGUCUUCCUGGAAGUAUAAGCCAGGUUAAGGCAAUGUCAGUUGACAAACCUGUUGUAAAAGAAAGGAAUGUUAGAAAAACAUCAGAUUCAUUUCUAAACAAGACUGAAGAAAAACAUUGUAGACCAAAAGUUUUAGUAGAGAUUGAAUUAGUUAAAAAGUUAGAAGGUAUUGAACUUGGUACACAAAACAAGGAAAGAGAGAAAAUUAAAGACUUACCCGUGAAAGUGACUGAUUCUGGAAUAACUCUUCGUAAAGAUAUACAUGAAGAUGAAUGUAUAUCAGCAAUAGAGAAAGACAAAAAGAAUGAAGACAGUGGCAGUGUAGCCAAGGUUGUUGUUUCAACCAUAGGACAUUUUUCUAACACAGUGAAAAUUGGGGAGGAUGCUUCAUGUCUUGUAAGACAUGAGAGGGAAGAGCAUAAAGAAACGCAAGGCUUGGAGGAAGAAACAAAUAGAAAAAGUGAAAAAGACAUCAUUUACAAUACACAGAAUGAAGGGGCUAAAACAGAAAAAGAAAUUGUUGUAGACAAAGAUAUGUUGCAAAAUAGGUUUAAUGAUGAAACUGAAACUUGCAUCACUGAUAAGCAAGGGGUUAUCCUUGAAGCAAACUCAAGCAGUACCAAGGAUAUUAUAACUUCAGUUAUAGCUGCUAAACCAAAACCUGAAUUUGAUGCAACUGAAUAUAAGCUGACUGUAGGAGUAAAUGAAACAGAACCAAAUUACUCUGAAGAAAAAGAAGAUACCAGCAGUUUAAUAGAAGGAGAACAUGAUAUGACAAUAAAACCUUGUGAUGAAUAUAAUAAAGAUGAAAAAGAGAUUGAAAAUGGAGAAACUGCUAGGAACAGUUUAACUACAGAGGGAAAGGAAAAGGGAGAAAUAGUUUGCCCUGUUAGUGAUCUUCAUAAAAGAGUCUUGGAAAAAUUAAGCCGUAAAACUUCACUGGUCAGAAAGGUCAAUGACCAUUCAUUGAAACUACUAGAAAAUUCAAAAACUUCAAAUAGUAGUGGAAGUUUGGUAGAACUUGCAAUGGAUGAUAACCUAAUGGAAGUUGAUGACAGUUUUGAUGCUUGUUCAGACACUGAUAGUUUUGACUUGAAGGCAAACAAUAAUACUGAAACCAAAAACAAGAUAUAUGCUGAAAAUGAUUAUAGAGCUGAAAAUGAAAUAGAUGAAUUAAAUGUUGAUCAAUCAUUAACUAGUGUAACUGAGACAGACAUGGAAGAUACAAGUUUUGAAUGCAGAUUGGACACUUCAAAGAGUCCUGAAGUAACAGAACAGAAUUCAGCAGGUGAACAGAGUACAAACCUGAUGAGUGAGUAUAAUGACUGUUCAACUAACAUGCUUGGUGGAGAAUCUGAAACAUAUUUUGGGGUUGUUGAUAAUUCAGAUGCUAGCAUGCAUAUAUCUGACACUGUUGAUAUUGGUGUUAAGAAUGUUAAUAACAGAGUUCAUGUUUUUGAAUUAGAACAUAGAGAUUCACUUAACAUAGGUGAUGCAAAAGUAGAAAAAAUAGAUGCACUAGGUAUGUUUGCUGUUGAUGAAUUUGGAAGCAAAGACACUAAUAACAUUGAUGAUGCUCAUUAUUUGGAAAAUAGGGAUACACCUCAUGUUGAUGUUAUAUUGGAAAGUAUGGACACUGAUAGUAAAGUCAGUGAAGCUAAAUUGGGAUGUGUGGAUUCUCAUAACAGUGAUGCUGCUAUUAGAUUAGAAAGUAAGGACACUUCAAGUAUGGUCUAUGCGAAUACAGUGGGUAACAUGGAUACUUAUGAUACUGGAAAUAAAGACAAACAUGAUAUGAUUGAUGACAAUGGCCAUUGUGAGGUUACUGAUGCAUUUCAAAAUGAGGGUUUAGAUGAUUUGCUAGAUUCAGAGCUGAGGAAGAAGUAUAAUAUCAGAGAAGCCUUUGUCAGUCUUGGCAAGAUAGAUAAUCAGCCAAUUGAGACAGAUGAUGAGCUUUGUGACGUAGAUAAUCAGCAAAGUGAGAUACAGGAUCAACAGUUUGAGGUAGAUGAACAGACAAGUGAGUUAGAUGACCAGGGAAGUGAAGUAGGAGAUAUGCAAAGUAAGUUAAAUGAUCAGGGAAGUGAGGCAGAAUAUCAGCAGAGUAAGGUUAAUGACAGACUAUAUGAGCCAAUUCCAAAUGAUAAUCAGGCAUGUCAGUUAGAAGAUCAGCAAAAAGAGGCAGAGGGUAAGAAAGAGGAUACAGUCAAAACUGACAAUUGUGAGCAUCCUGUGAAUGACUCACCAUUAGACAAAACAUGUGAAGAGCCUGGGGAUAGUAUUGCUAGUGAUAUGCAUUCCCCAAUGAAAGGUUUUGAAGAAGGUAAAAGUAAUCAAGAAAAACUUGGUUUAACACCCAAUGAAGGUAAGAGGACGACUGUUCCACUGAGUGAACGUUUUGGUCAGCUUGCUUAUAGACCAGAAGAGACUGAAACUCAGGAGUGUGCUAAUGAAACUGUGUAUAAAGCUGAAUUUGAAAAUAUUAUAAAUAGACUUAAGAAAAAUGAAUCAAAUGAUCAGACUGAAUCUAAAACAGAACAUGAAAAUAUGGAUACGGGUGAUGGCAAAGGUGAUGAUGUAGCAAAUGAGUCAAAAAAGGCAAGUGAAAAAGACAAGGAAAUGGGUGACAAAAAUGACAAGGGGAAUACUGCAAAUCAGAGUGGCUCAAGAACAAAGACAGAGCUGUCAGGUGUGAAACCAUACACAACCAGUCCUGUGUCGUUCUUGGACUACAGUGAUGAGUCAGAUGAUGAACUUCUGGUCACGCCAUCCGCCUUUUUGCGAUCUAUCGAAGAAAUCAAUGGCCGCCCUGUAGUUAUCACACCUACAAAAGUUAUGGACUCGAGUCAGAACAGCACUGCUACUACUAGUAGUAGUGAUUUAUCUCCCCUUAAACCAGUUGCACAAAGACCAGGAUUGAAAAAUAAGUUCACUCUGGAUGGACUGUUACUAGACCAUGAAGAAAAGGCUGACUUGGUGAAAGAAAUGGAUGAGAUAGAUCAACAGCUUCAGGAUGAAAUCAGACAAGGUGGAUUUGUAAAUAUUUUGAAUAGAGAAGAUGCGGCUGCUGCAGACUCACAGAUUACUGAGGAACAGAAAGAAAUGCUGAAACAGUUUGAGGUGGAGGAGUCCCGUAUUUGCGAAGAUCGCCCCGGUGUGCUAGUGUUUGAUCCUCAACAUUAUCAGUGUCUAUUUACCAGCAUGCUCCGCCCCACAGACUGCGGUUUUACAGUCGGAAGUAAUGGAUUGUUGCUUGAAAAACAUUUAGAAUCUCUGACCCCAGCUCAGUGCAAGCGGGUGAUUACAUCAGGAAUUAUCUCCCAGUGUUUCACGAAGAUAUCCUGUCAAGCACCUCUCAUGAGAUGGCUGUUUUUUAUCAUUUCGGUACAUGAUGAUUAUCAAGUGCAGCAGGGAUGUAAGAAAAUAUUGCUGGAAAUACUUCACUUCCAACACAUCUAUGGACCACAGAAGUGGGCACCAAGAUUGGUUGAUGUCCUCUCUGUGCUUGUGAAUUUUGGUGCUGCCUUGGAGUCUCUUAUACCUUGCGGCUCCAGUACACUGGAAAUAAUCAGUGGUAAACUUACACAUGAGCCUGACCACAUACAUCAACCAGUGCCGCAGAAUGCAGGGAUGAACACAGAGAACUUGAUACUGAUGUUGCAGAUACUUGCUCAAUGUCUACAUGGACCAAGUGGAAGAUACAGCCCAAAUGAUCUAAGUCUGUUAUGUGUGGCACUGUGUGAAGCAUCUCUGGACACAUCCUUAAAAAAUUUUUGUGCAAAGGGAGCAUUCCAGAAUUGUAUUACUAUGGUGAUAAGGCAGUACUUAGAAGCUGAUUGGCUGAAAGAGAGGUUAAAAUUGACGAGAAUGUUGGUUAGUGUCACAGAUCAUCAUCAUAACAGUGCACAUAUAGCAGAGUUAUUUCCCCCUGGGGUGAGGGGCAUGUAUCUUCAGAGAAGAUUUUGUUACCUUGUACUCAGUGAGAUCUUGCUGGAUAAAACCAAUGUAUCUGAUGAUGUCCUGAUGUCCAUACAGAUCAAGGACUUGGAGAAGUUUAUUCCAAAAAUAAAAGAAUUGUUAGAGAACGACUCGUACAAGCUGUCAAGUGUUGUCACAUUAAUAGAUCUUUGUGUUGGAGUUCAUGUUACAUUAAACUCGGAACAAAGGGAGCAGCUGAAAGACUUGUUGGAACAAGUGAGACGUGUACGGGUCCGAGAUAAUGUCAGCAUGCUUGACAGGACAAGGGUAAAAGAUAUGAUUGUGAGAAUGACAAGCAAAUGGGCACUAGAUAUACAAACUAUGAAAGGCAAACAGACAAAAAUAUUUGAAUAUGCCAGUCCAGUGAAAAUGCAUAUAGAAGCAGUUCACGCACUGCAGUCCAGUGGGGAGGAGGAGGAAGAUCAUUCAGACAGUGACAGUGACCUUCCAUGUAAAAUACAGAAGUUGUCGCCGGACUUAAAUACCUGAACGUCCUGUAAUACAUAAAAAUCGUCUCCAGACUUAAGCACCAUGGUGUGUUCCUGUUGUUACAUGUGUAUACAAGGUUAAUUGCAGGAAAAUGUGUCAAGUUUAUUUUUAGAUUUCUGGAAAAUGUAACUGUAUAAAUUACCGCAGUGUGUGUACUUGCAUAUGAAAUUUACAUCGGGUUUAUAUCUGUGUAAUUAGUUUCUUUAAAAGAAACAAAGCAAUGUUACAAACUGAUUAUAACUUCCCUUUGAACUUACGUUGGAAGGGUUCAAAACAGAAGUUAUAGCUAAAAAAGAUAGCUGCUGUUUUAUUUUCAAGCAUUAGAAAAGUGUUAAGGUGGGAUUAGUUUUGAGUAUAUCAGUAUUAAAGUGAUGGAUUGGUUCUGAGUAUAUUGGUACUAAAAUGGAGGAAUGGUUUUGGGUGUAUCGGUAUUGAAAUGGUAGGCUAAACAGGUGGAAUAGUCUGAAAACAUCAGUUCACCUGCUAAGGUGAAUAGGGAGAAAGCAGAUCUAUGGAUCUCGGGGGUGAUGAGAGAUGCAGUUGUAUAAAGUUUCUUUAGCAAAUGAAGCAUUUAUUUUUGUUAAGCAAUUUUAUUUGGUUACUUUCUAUAUCGCAUCAUUAUGCUUACUUUGUAUAUGUUUAAUGUGACUCUUAAGGUGGCAUAUUACACUUUAAGAAUCAUUAUUUCUUAAACUCUUCACAGGUUUUUGUCCUUUUUACUAUUUUUCAAAAGCAUAUAAAUCUAAACAUUUUUGAAAAGGUCUUUCUAAUCUGUGAACAGAUAAAACAAAACAGGUCAUAGAGAUAUAACUAAAAAUGAUACAGGUCACCAAAGGGAAUAAAAGGUUUUACCCAUUAUAUGUUUGUAAUUGUUAUAUCUGUAGGUUUGUUUUUAUCUGUUUAGAGAUUUUAAAAAAUUGCAGGUUCAUAUAGCAAAUGAAAUUUAUUAAAGUCUUAUACGCCACCUUAGAUUGAAAUCCAUUUGCUGUAUAUUUGCAAAGUUUUGUCAUUAUUUUUGUUUCAAGGGCUUAAUACUGGAUCUUGACUUUUAUUUGCAAUUUUGAGAAAGAAGGAUUCGAGUCUUGAAAGAAGUGGGAAAAUCUGCAACAUUUAGCGAAAAACUGUUUGUAGACAGUUUGGAUUUUAUUUUCUUAAUUAUUCCUGUCAAUAAGUUCAUCUGUGUUCAAGUAAACUCUGUAGGACUGAACCAUUUGUGUUUUUCACAGGUAGAAUUCUAGGUUAUCUAAGUAGCUACAGAUGUAACAGACAAGCAGAACUACCUUGAAACCUGUGUUUUAUUUUACAGAAAGCAUGUUGUAAAGCUAGACUGACACUCUACUGUUGUCCAGUUUAAAAGAAAUCUCCUAAAAUUAGAUAUGUCCAAUUUCUUUCAGCUUGCUGCAUUAACAUAAAUUGAGAAAAUUAACUGAAACAGAAACAGUUUUUUCCAGUUGACAGUUUCUAAAAUUAGAAUCAAACAUUGAGAUCUCCUUUUGAUUGAUAAAAUUAAUGACCAAGCUUUAAAUUAAAUGGCUUGCAUUAUGUAUAUAUGUAUAUUUUUUUAUGUAAUUACAUCUAAGAUAUAAAAGAUAAAACAUAAUUCCUGUCAUAUUUUGUCACAUAAAUCUACAUUUACAUGAUGAAAUGACUAAUAUACUAUCCAUUUGCAUUUAAUUAUGUUCAAUAUCACAGAUUUCUUGUGGUGAAACUGUAUUACACAGAUAAGUUUGGGAAUUGUAUAGAAGCAAAAUGACUUACAGUGAACUGUGAAUGUGCAGGGAAAAAUAUUUAGAAAUAUUGAAUGUUAGUAAUAUAAAAACUAUAUUAAGCAUAGAGUUUUAAAGCCUAGCUAUUAAUAUUAAAAUGCAUGCAUUUGGGAAGGGUGAUAGAUAAAAAAUCUGUUAAUAGAGAUACCUCACCAAAAUGGAUUUGUUCUAGGUGUCUGCAAAAUGACCAGUCUGAAUGUUAUAAAACUAAGUUUGAAGAUCAGUCACAAAACAAAACAAUCUGGUUGGUUGUUCCUGAGCACAGAUAAAAAAUUGACCAAUGAGAAAUGUGCAUUUGGAGACUUGACCUAAAAUUCAUUUUUAUAACCCUUGAGCUUGAAUUUAUUGCCGCAAGGAAGUGGGUGAGUUGGUCCAGUACUGUCAUACUACAAAACCAGGGAUCAUGAGCUCAGUCCCCACAGUUCUAAAACUAAAACAGUCUAAAAUACAGAUUAGUCAUAUGUUUGGGGGUUUUACACCUGGCAUGUUAAAGAACCAGGGAAGCGUCCGAAAUUGGAGCAUCUUCUGUAUCACGCACUAUCCUCCCACUGAUAUAGCUUACAGUAUUGUCCAUAUGUGUUACUAGUGGCUGCUGUUGUACACACACAAGCAUGCAGUCACACACAUCAUUUGAUGAAAUAACCAAAUGGGUAAGCUGCACUUUUAAGGUAGUUGUGCAUGAUUUUAAUCAACAGGAAGUCAUUGCAAAAACAUAUUUUUAUUCAGUUAAUCUAGAUCAUGUAAACCACAGGUGCGCGUCCAGUCUUGGUGCCCAUACAGGUGCUGCCCCCUCAAAAAAAAAAAAGUUAAAAAACACUGUUUUAAUCAUAAAACGAAAAACAAAAAAUGAAAAAAAAAAAUUCCUAUAUAUACUCUUACAUUGAAAAGGUGCUUAUGUUGCCGUAACGCUAUGGAGGUUUACUAGGACACGCUGUGGAACAACUGAAAAUUUCAGUACCAAUGCAAGCUGCCUUGUUGCUGUUUAUACAUCGGACAUUUAGAAAACAUUAAACAAUCCUAUUCUACCUAGUAUACAACCUUGAAUAACUUACAUUUAAAUUCUAAGACGCCAAGAACGGAAUAGGUUUUCUACUUUCGUUUUGCCGAUCGUCACGGUUAUUUUGCAAGUGUCUGGACAAUUUGGCUUGUUUGAAUUUAAAUGUAAGUUAUUUAAGGCUGUUUACUAGGCAAAACAAGAUUGUUUACCAUUUUAUAAAUGCAUGAUGUGUAAAUGGCAGCAAGGUAGCCUCUACUGUUACUGAACUUGACAUUUUUAUUGUUCCACAGCGUGUCCUAGUAAACCUCCAUAGCGUUACGGCAACACAAGCACCUUUUCCAUGUAAGAGUAUAUAGGGAAUUUUUUUUUCAAAAAAACCUUUUUUUCAUUUUAGGAUUAAAACAGUGGUUUUUAACUUUUUUUUUUGAGGGGGUGGCACCCAUAUGGGCACCAAGACUGGACGGGCACCUGUGUGUAAGACACGCAACAAAUAAUGAUAACCCAUGUAUUAUCUAUAAUAAAAAUGCAACUGUCUUUAUAAAUGGUAAUAAUUCAAACUUUAAGAUAGAAAUGUGAACAUAUUUCAUAUGCAAUAAAUAUUUAAUAUUAGAACUAUUUCUGUUGUAGUCUGUUAGAAGAAUGGUAUGUAGAUCAGCAGGACAUUUAGGUUAACAAGGAGAUAAAGCUUUUUGCAACUUGACCAAUGUGGUAAAUGCGCAGACACAUUAAUUCCAAUAAGAUAUAAUAUAAAAGAUUAUGGUAAAAUAUAAGUAUUUAUGUAGUACAAAAUGGAUUAAGAGACGACCCAAAGUAUUGGCAAUAAAAAAGUCUCUUUAACAACACAAAAAAAAAGAACUGAAAAGAUGGUCUCUUAACCCUUAUCAUGCCAGACACGAUUUAUUCUGUCUUUGUGACCAGUUUAGAUCAUGAUCAGAUUGCAAAUCAGUGCAGUCUGAUCAUGGUCUGCUCUGUUCGCUAUUCAGUGAGUAUCUUUUUGGUAAGCACCCCUUUUAACAGUUAAUGGUACUGUCCAAAUUGAAAUAUGGACAAGUUCAUUAUAGUAAUUUAGCUGGGUAAUGAUUAAAGUGGUCUCUGAAUAGAGGUGGUCUCUUGAGUUUGACUGUGUGUUUGUGUUUAUGUUACUUCUUUGUUUCAUAUACAUGUAUUGUUAACUUUUUCUUCUAAAGUCUAAAUAGAACUGUGCAUUCAUGUUAACUUAAAAGUGACGUCAGUUGAUGUUAAAUUUUUUGUUUUCAAAUUGAUUUCUUUUAAACUAAAAAGGUACAAAAGAUUUCUUGUUUUUUGUUUGUUCAGAAAUAUUUUGCUGAAUACAGAUAAUGCCUAAUUUACCUUAAGUUUGAAGACUAUAACUAGAAUACACACUUACAAGUUAUCAUAAAAGCACAGUACUUUGUUUCUCUAUUGUACAAAAUACUUUUUUAUGGAAAAUUAUUUUGUAAUAUUGUGCAAUAAAAUUUGUUACAAAUGA